AUUGUCGCUAAUACGGGUCGUCGUUGAAGCUGUACUUAUAUCCUGUAGCUGUUUGCAGCGUGCUGUCUUUUUGUUCCUAGUUCCUGUUUCCUGGUAUCCUGUUUCCUGUCGCCUAGUUCCUGCGCUGCAGUGUUCGCCAUGGGUCGCCUGGAUGGCAAAGUGAUUGUGUUGUCAGCCGCCGCGCAGGGUAUCGGACGUGCUGCCGCAGUGGCCUUUGCAAGGGAGGGAGCUCAAGUCACUGCAACCGACAUUAAUGCAGAGAAGCUCAAGGAGCUGGAUGGCAUUCAAGGAAUAAGGACCAAAGUGGUGGAUGUGACCAAGAAAGACCAAGUGGAGGCCCUGGCCAAGGAACAUGACCACGUCGAUGUCCUGUUCAAUGUCGCAGGGUUUGUGCACCACGGCUCCAUCUUGGACUGUGACGAGGCCGACUGGGACUUCACCAUGGACGUCAACAUCCGGAGCAUGUACCUCAUGUGCAAGACUUUCCUGCCCCAGAUGCUGGCCAGGAAGUCGGGGAACAUCAUCAACAUGGCCUCGGUGGCGUCCAGCAUAAAAGGUGUGGUGAACCGGUGUGUGUACAGCACCUCCAAGGCGGCCGUGAUCGGCCUCACCAAAUCCAUAGCUGCCGAUUUUAUCGAGCGAGGCGUUCGCUGUAAUUGCGUUUGUCCCGGCACUGUUGAUACGCCAUCACUAAGGGGUAGAAUCCAGGCCCAACCUGACCCAGAAAAGGCUUAUAAGGAUUUCAUGGCCAGGCAGAAAACGGGGAGGAUGUGCACAGCCGACGAGGUGGCUCACCUGUGCGUGUACCUGGCCUCUGAUGAGUCGGCCUAUGUGACUGGCACCGAGCACAUCAUCGACGGAGGAUGGAGGCUUUAAGGAACACGCAGCAAAGCUUUGUCCUGUUAGUUAUGGCUGUUCUUAUUAAAAUGGACGUAUGGAUCAA
This is a messenger RNA of Nerophis lumbriciformis (worm pipefish), 943 nucleotides long. The record is from RefSeq and is a predicted model, not a curated record. NCBI's taxonomy places the organism in Eukaryota, Metazoa, Chordata, Actinopteri, Syngnathiformes, Syngnathidae.